Lotus japonicus is the source of this 429-nucleotide messenger RNA. RefSeq lists its product as uncharacterized. The record is from RefSeq and is a predicted model, not a curated record. The transcript has a single exon. Gene Ontology annotation, molecular function: zinc ion binding. NCBI's taxonomy places the organism in Eukaryota, Viridiplantae, Streptophyta, Magnoliopsida, Fabales, Fabaceae. The coding region runs from base 1 to 429 and encodes 142 amino acids.
AUGCUAAAGGAGAUCAGAUGCUAUGUGAUGAGAACCAUAGAAAAUAACAAGAUGAAGUUGAUGGGCUAUCAGGGCUUUCUACCACCAGUGCAGAAAAGUAGAUUGGAGAAAGAGAAAGAGGCAGCCCAAAAAUGGACUGCUACAUGGUCAGGUCAAGAGUCCAGGUUUGAGGUGACCUGUUGGGGCCAAAGAGUGGUUGUUGAUUUAGCAGCUGGAACUUGCACAUGCAGGUGGUGGCAGCUGAAUGGCAUGCCUUGCUUCCAUGCAUGUGCUGCAAUUAGAUGGAAGCACGAAAGGCCUGGGAAUUAUGUUCAUGCAUGGUUGACAAUGGGUGCAUAUAGGAGCACAUAUGAGUUUGCUAUUCAGCCCACAAGAAGCCAACAGUAUUGGGAGCCACUCCUUAUGAGAAGCCUAUUCCACCAAACAUGA